CCAUGAAACAGAGAGCAGCAGAGACCAAAGGACAGGGAGCGUCUUGGUUUGAUUCCAGGAGGCAGGGACUGAUGGAUAGAUGGAGAGUUCACAGACUAAAUAUACUGGUGUGGUACAGUGUUCACAGGAAGACGAAAAGCGACUUUGCACAAGCUGCACGCCCAAAAGUCAACAGGAAGUGAAAACCCAUAGACCCAUUGCUCAUGCUAAACACUACAUGAGAAACAAAGCGACCUCUCAGCAAAACAGUCAUUUUUCUGAUGAUCCAUCUGUCACCCACCUGCAGCUGAUCUUAUACGCACACUGCAGCCACAACAUGAGCAUACGGAAACUGAGUUUCAAGUGGUUCGGGAGCCUCACCAACCUCUCUUUUCGCCGCAGCACUGAGAAAUCAGACUCCAAGUCCUCUCAGUCGAAGUCUGGAGCAGGAGCGGGAUUUGCACCUGAAGAUGGCGCUGACUGCGGUACGCCAGUCCUGGCUCCAGUUGCUGAGACAACAGUGGACGACAUGGGUGCCAUGCGGCCUCGCACCGCCAGUUACGUACGCUCCAGCGAGAGCUAUACACACAUGGGUACGCUGCCACGGCUACUGAUGAAGAGGAGAGGCAAGAGUAAUAAAGGAGGCCCCAGCAGCAGUAAGAAAAGUAAAGACAAGAGCAGCAUCAGCAGAAGUCAAAGCCAGCGACCAGCAGGUGACAAAGACAGCUGGCACCCGAGGCCGACAGCCGCCUCAUCCAGAGUGGCUGGAGACGGGGCUGGAGUUAAAGCUGGGCUCAAAAAAGACUCUCUCACUGAUCUUAAGACCCAGCCUGAACCUACAGGUGAAACAAAUACACAAAACGCCAUCUCUGGACCCAUUCCUGCCUGUGAAGAUGUGUCGCCAUCUAGUGGCUCAAGUGCUGCACAACAACCUGAGACAUGUGACAAGCAACGAAUCACCCAGGCAGGUGCAGGUUUGAACCCCGAAGAGACUUCAUCACCUCCACUCAGUCAGGGGAAUGAUCGGAUCCGGACAGGUGAGGAUGAUGGGUUAGGGUCCGGGCCUGUAUCUGAAACAAAGGAGGAAGCAGAGAGCAGAGAGCUGACAGACGGAGCAGACAAAGGAAACCAAAACUCUGACAGCAUUUACAGCUACAUGAAGCCAGUGCAGAGCCAGGGAGAAUAUGUUGAGUUCUCCAAGGAGAAGUACCUGCUGGAGUCUCCUCCCGAGAAACUUCGUAAGGAGCUGGAGGAGGAGCUGAAAUUAAGCGUUGCUGACAUCAGAAGCCAUGGCUGGUACCAUGGACACAUACCGAGAGAGGUGUCAGAAACUCUGGUUCUGCGUAAUGGAGAUUUCCUUGUGCGCGACUCUCUGACCAGCGUGGGUGACUAUGUACUGACCUGUCGAUGGGAUAAUGAGGUGCUGCACUUCAAGAUCAGCAAAGUCCUGGUCAAAUCCAAUGACACCAAGGUGCAGUAUGUAUUGGAGUCUGACAGUUUCGACUCGGUCCAAGAGCUUGUGCGGUUUUACGUGGGCCAGCGUAAACCGGUCUCCCAGUCCAGCGGUGUCCACAUCUACUGUCCAGUCAGCAGGACUCUCCCUCUGCGCUACCUGGAGGCCACCUUUGCUCUGGCCAACAGCAAGCAAGGCUCCGCCUACUCGCCGUCCAGUCAGAGGGGAGCGUACAUUAAGAGAAGGAGCGUCACCAUGACUGAUGGGCUGACGACUGAGAAGAUGAUGCCUCACAGCCCGUCGACAAUCCACCACCAUAAAGACGCAAUGCGGAACUGUGCGAUGAGCAUGGACCAGAUUCAGGAGUAUCGCUGCCCCUUGUCACCUGUUGGCGAAACCCCGCUGUCUCCUGCAUAUAGUGCCAUCACCAGGCAGAGAGUCCACUCAGGCGGGCGGGUCCUGGCUGUUGUCCCACCCUCCCCUGUGAUGCGCCGUUCCAGCGACCCUCAGCUCAGCCCCUCAGCCUGUGACAACCCUCCGGAGCAUCCCGUACAUACCUCUCAGUCGGCACACUCCUCGCCUGCCCAUCACCCCAGCUACCAAUCACAUUCCUCAGAAACAGCGGGGAGCUACUGUGACCUUAGACCUUGCCCCGUCGGGCCCCCUAAACCCCCGACUAAGAGCUAUGUGGAGCGGUUGCGAGUGGAAGAAGGGAGGCAGGACGGACCAAGGGAGGAAGGAGAUGGGAUGUUCAGUGCCCCACAGGUGGAGACGGCGUCCUCAUUCAGGCCAUCCAGGUAUGAGUCUUGUCUUAUGCCAGCUGAGAAUAAGCCUCUGGAGAUGUCUGUACUGAAGAGAGUCAAAGAGCUGCUGGCUGAGGUGGAUGCAAGGACUGCAGCUAAACAUAUCACCAUGGCAGACUGCAAGGUGGCUAGAAUAAUAGGUGUAACCUCAGACCUGCAAAGGAUGAUGGGAGUGUCCUCAGGGUUGGAGUUACUGACACUACCACAUGGACACCAGCUAAGACUUGACCUACUGGAGAGGUUCUACACCAUGUCGAUCAUGAUGGCAGUGGACCUGCUAGGUUGCACAGGAAGCACAGAGGAGAGGGCGGCCCUACUCCACAAGACCAUCCAAUUGGCAGCAGAGUUGAAAAGCAACCUGGGUAACAUGUUUGGCUUUGCUGCUGUGAUGAGAGCCCUGGAGCUGCCGCAGAUAUCCCGCCUGGAGCAGACGUGGGUGACUUUACGCCAGAGACACACAGAGGGCGCUAUUUUAUAUGAGAAGAAACUCAAACCUUUCAUGAAGAAUAUGAACGAUGGCAAAGAGUCCAGCGCCUUGUCCAACACCUCCAUCCCACACAUCAUUCCUGUCCUGUCCUUAUUGGAGCGGGGAAUGGCUCUCGGGGAGGCACCGGAGCCCUGGGAGAGUGCAGAGGUGGGAGUAGACGUGGUCAUGUACCACCUAGAGGCAGCUCGUACUAUCGCACAUCACGGGGGGAUCUAUAGAACCAACGCUGAGACCAAACUGCAGGGAUUCCAGGAGCGAGCAGAAAUACACGAUAUCUUCCAGACAGAGUUUCAGAUGCGUCUUUUGUGGGGCAGCCGUGGCUCUGAGGGCAGCCAAUCAGAGCGUUACGAGAAGUUUGACAAGGUCCUCACCGCCCUAUCACACAAGCUAGAGCCUCUUGUGCGCCACAGCGAGCUAUAGCACCUGCCCCAACACUCGCCACAGCUGAAACACCCCCAUUUGCACUCACCACUCAUCGUGGUAUGGUCUUGUUUUGCAUCGCGAAGGAUGAUGUGGAAGAGUAUGGCGUGAACACUGGGAGGGGUGAGAGUGACAGAAGAGGCAGCUAACAGAGCAUGUAAAGUGAGCAAUAGGAAUACAGAAAAGAGGGUCUCACUUAUAACACGUGUUGCACUUCUCCUUCUGUUCCUCCCUGUGGACUUCCUCAUUUAGUGCUAAAAUAUUUAAAUGGCAUGAGUGAGGAGAAAAGCUAACUGGAAAAGAAGAUGGGAGAGAUGGAUGACCACCUCCUCUACUUGGUGAAAAACAGUAACAUGUGUACAGUGUGUCCAGAGGGCCAAACAGAGCUGCAGAGUUUGGCUUUGGUCCAAUGAAACUCAGACACUCUCUUGUUUCAAACAACUGCUGUCACACACUGUAGCAGGAAUGAUAACAAUAACUUACAUAGCUCAUAUAUAGAUAUUUGUGUGGGUGAGUGAGUGAGUGAGUGAGUGUGUUUUGGUAUGUAUGUUUCCAUUCCUUAAUUUUUUGUAUGGCAUUAAUGUUUCAUGUGGGUUUUGUUUGUGUCUUAUUGAUUUGUUUUGAUCAAAAGAUAGCUAAACAUCAUGGACGCUGCUCCACCGACCUCACGAGAAUCUGUCAGUGCUCAUGCUGAGGGAACCAUGUUCAUAAAACCUCAUUAAAUAUGUAUCAAGCAGUCCCAUUGAAUCCCAUUAAAAAUGUAUCAGGCAUGCAUUAAUAAAUGUAUCAGAAAUGAAACAUUUGCAGAAGUAAUGCAGCAACUUCAAUACGAGGGCUUUGUGAGUUGUUAAAAACAUUAAGAGGACAAAGCAACCUCCCUCUGUUGUGGCUGUUUGACUAAUACUUUUGAUAUUGUGUGUCUUGUGCACAAACGUUGCUGAAACAGCGCUGUGAGACAAAUGGGAUGCUCAGUAUUUAAAUUUAAAGCAAUGUUUCACUUAGUAUAUAAACAUUUAUGAACGUGUAUAACUCUAGUUUAAGUUACUAAAUUUGCAUAAAUAAUACAGUAAAAUGUUGCUUUAAACUAAUAAUUUAAAUAUAGCAAUGUGUCAAAUGUGAGAAAAAAUACAGAUGAUACAGUUCAUGUCUGUGGACAAUCUUGAAUGACAGAAAAAUCUGUCAUCUUUCACAUUUCUUUUUUUUGAAAGCCAAUGAAUGAUUCCCAAACCAAAUCAAACAAGGACAUUUUGACCACAGCCCUGCUACAGAGAAUGUCUAUUGGUUGUGUGUUUUGAAUUUGUGUUUCUGCAACAUAGCUAAGAAUCUUUUUACAGCUAUGUGAUUACAUUUCGGUUGAAUGUUCAGUGUAAAAUCAUUGCUGUAUUUACAGCAUGUGGGCCUGAGAGGGCUUGAGCUAACUCUCAGAGCUAUGCAACCAUUUCAACCAAGGGCUGAGACCCCUGAGGAACAGACUCUCAUUCAGAAUGUAUUAGAAAAAAAAUCUUUUUCACUUUUUGACCUCUACUUCACCUUCUUUUCAAAUAUCAGUCCUUUUGUUCUUCCUAACUCUAUCCAAACCAAUAACCUAUAUAUGAAUGAAAGUCAUAUCAAUCAAAUAAUUCUACACAUACUACCCUAGAGUCGCAAAUCAGAGAUCCUCAAAUGGAGUCAAUGCAGUUUGUGAGGUGAGGAGCCAUGUGCCAGUUCCCACUGUGGUCCAACAGGGGGCGAUCUUGAGUCAGCAAAAAAACACUGAAUCAUUAAUUGUAAUACAAUGUCACAGGAAGACCUGUACACACAGGGAAAAAAUACAUUGAUUGUGUGUGUUUUGAGACCAAUGUUUGACAUCAAUGCUAUCCGAUAUCAAACCUACUGGUUUAGGUUUGAUAUCUGAUAACGCUGAUGAUGAAAAAGUCAUGAUGGUGAUAAUAUAAUAUGUAUGUUUUUAUUUGUCCUCUGUUGAAUGCUGUACAGGAAUGUGCUGACAGUGUGUGGAUUCUCCUGUUUUUGAAAACAGGACUGUAUGAAAUGAACUUGAAAAGCAAAAAGAUAAGAAAUGUUUUAGGAUUGAUCUCAUGUUUUUUUACGUACUGUACAUAGCGAUUCACUUUUUUUCAAAUAAAAUGAAUGCUCGUGUCAAAA
Molecule: messenger RNA, 5284 nt
Organism: Micropterus salmoides (largemouth bass)
Lineage: Eukaryota; Metazoa; Chordata; Actinopteri; Centrarchiformes; Centrarchidae
Gene: sh2d3ca
Product: SH2 domain containing 3Ca
Biological process (GO): positive regulation of peptidyl-serine phosphorylation; small GTPase-mediated signal transduction
Molecular function (GO): phosphotyrosine residue binding; guanyl-nucleotide exchange factor activity
Source: RefSeq, a predicted model, not a curated record